AGUCCAGCCCUGCCUCGGUUCUUCCUCCCCGUCCCAUCGUGCUGUAGAAGUUGCCCGCUGCCGUCUCCUGUCCUGACUCCUCCAUGUCUCUCACUUCCCUCACUUCUCGGCUUUGACCUCGGCUCGCAAUGAACUCUCUCCUGCGUCCGCCGCUGCCGGGCCCGACGCCGAGCCUGAGCGCGAGACGCAUGGUCUCGCCGCCGCCAGCGCCGGUGCGGGUCAGCUCGGCGGCGCUGGCCGGCAGCGGGCGCAGAUGCCGGCUGGGGCUGGCAGUGGCGGCGUCGGCGGCUCCGUCGUGGAUGGAGGAGGCCGGGGUGGCCGUGCUGGAGGAAGGCGGGCGGAGGAACCCGUCUGUGUCGGACUCGUACCGCCCUGCUGGGCUGCCGCGGCCCAACGCCACGGUGCUGGAGGCGCAGGCGCGGGUGUGCACGGGCCCCGCACAGACGCGCCCGCUCGGGGAGGAGCAGGCCAUGCGCGUCCUCGACACUAUCCUCCGCUCCGCAAUGGGAGAACUCAAAGAGGAGCCAGUCUCUAGUGCACAGUUAGGUGCAUUCUUUGCAGGCAUGACAAUAAGAUCCAACUCGUUUCCAGAGGCCACACAGUGGAGCGAGGGUGAACGGCGUGCCAUGAGCAUAUUUUGGCCACGCCUUGUACAAAUUCUUCCUCCGGAGGUGAAGUUUAUAGCAGACCCUGAAGGGACGAUCAUGGGUGCAAAUGGUUUAACAGGGCCUCGGUAUGUUGGUCAAGGAACUGGAGAGAUGAGACUAGUCGGUGCUCUGAGGGAAGUGCUUGCUGGUGGCCAUUUAGGCUAUGAGGAGGUUCAAUGUGUGCUAAAGGAUAUUUUACCAAUUGGACCGAGUUCAGAUUUGACAGUGACUAGUGAAGCAUUGCUGGCAGCAUUUUUGAUUGGACAACGGAUGAAUAGAGAAACUGAUCGUGAGCUCAAAGCGUAUUGCCUAGCCUUUGAUGAUGAACUAGGUCCUCCUCUGGUUGCUGACGUCAAGUCCUUGACACACUAUGGUGAACCAUAUGAUGGCAAUACACGGUUUUUUAGAAGUACUCUAUUUGUUGCAGCGGUUCGAGCCUGCUAUAGUGAAUCAUGCCUCCUCCAUGGUGUUCAAUGGAUGCCACCCAAGGGUGGAAUAACAGAAGGACAAAUGCUUAAAUUCAUGGGCGCAAACAUACACUUAUCUCCAACACAAGCCAAGAUACUGUUGGAGGAUGAGACUGCUGGUUUUGCAUAUUUGAAUCUUCAGGAAGCAUGUCCACCAUUAUAUUCAAUUAUUGGGCUCAGGGAGCAUAUUAAGAAACGGCCACCAUUGGCUACCUCUGAGAAAGUUCAACAAUUUGUGAGGGCACGGGGGAGAGAAUCAAUGGUUGCAGGAUUUUAUCACGAAGGCUAUGAAGAUCCAUUGCUUAUGCUGAUGAGAAGGAGAACUGUUCAUGCUGGACUAGUUGUGAAGGGUGAGGAAGGUGCGCUUUCCUUGACAACCAAGGAAAGAUCAGCCCAUGCAUCAAAAGGACUCCCUGUUAACCACUGUUCAGGGUUUCGGACACCAAGCGGCAUAAAUUUCUCUGAGACUGAUGGUAUUCCUAGAGAAAGCUUCAGGGUCAUUGUGAAUGCCCAGGAACUUGGUUUUGAAUCCACUGAAACUCCAAGAACUGAUAGAUCAAUUCUAAGGAACUUGGAGCUUGGUCUGGCAGCACUAGGUGGCGAAAAAGGAGCAGCGUAUGACCGAAUCGUUCUUAACGCGGCUAUGGCUGACCACUUACUAGGCUGCAGCGGAGCUGAGGAUAUCGACGCUGCACUUGACCGAGCGAGGGAAGCCAUUGGUAGCGGUGAAGCUCUGAGAAGGCUCAUGAGUUACAUAAAGAUCUCGCACAAAGUGUCCUAGUGUUGACCCGUGAGUCUGUGACCAUGUACUGACUGUACAAUUUUGGCGUGAGUCACGACUGGAUAUCUUCUUCGCGUUGUCUGAGUGCCUUCCCCACUCAAUGUUACAAAGCCACCAUGAAAAAGUAUACUCCCUUGCCCUCAAGGACAUGUCCAAAAAAAACAGUUGAAAGGAAACAAUGCCUUGUUGGCAAGGAAUGUGUUUUUAUAAGAUUUUUGUUUUGCACCGAGAGACACGUACAGAUUCUCCUCUUGAGAUGUCCGAAUCUGGUUAUUGUGGCUAUUGUGAAUACUCUGCAUAGCCUCAUCGUCAAUCGUCAUCCAGGUUGAGAACUUGUAAACCGUAUUUGAUUUUGUUUAUGAAUGUAUGUGCUCUUCUUUA
Messenger RNA from Zea mays, 2276 nucleotides. RefSeq lists its product as uncharacterized. Gene Ontology annotation, molecular function: GMP synthase activity. Gene Ontology annotation, cellular component: cytosol. The transcript is spliced from 10 exons. Gene Ontology annotation, biological process: GMP biosynthetic process. The record is from RefSeq and is a predicted model, not a curated record. Bases 129 to 1895 code for a protein of 588 amino acids. NCBI's taxonomy places the organism in Eukaryota, Viridiplantae, Streptophyta, Magnoliopsida, Poales, Poaceae.